Molecule: messenger RNA, 770 nt
Organism: Drosophila novamexicana
Lineage: Eukaryota; Metazoa; Arthropoda; Insecta; Diptera; Drosophilidae
Exons: 2
Coding region: 180-752 (190 amino acids)
Source: RefSeq, a predicted model, not a curated record
GUGUAACGAAUAUUCUAGAUCAACAUCAACAGACGAGUCGAUAUAGCCAUAUCCCUCUGUCUGUUUAUAUGCGAACGAGUCGCUUAGCUUCAAAGCUAUCGUCUUUAAGCUUUACGUAGAUCCCUUUUUGGCAGUACACAUAUUGAAACCGGAUCGGACCAACGUACCAAUGCCACAGCAUGGGUACCGCCAGUCUGGAAGUACCGGAAUUGAUUACCUUAACCGGUAAUAACAAUCAUUUGGCCUUGCCCGAUGUGAAGCGCAUCACGGACAUACGCAAAUUUAUGGAUGAAUCGAAGAAUAUCAAUGGCAGCUUCGAGAAACUAUCAGAAUUUAUUUUGGGCCAGGAGCAACAGUGCCACGACAUAACGAAACUGCUCAAGGAGCAGGUGCAGAUCAAAAUGGAUGCACUGCGUCAGGUGAAGGAGGAUAUGCUGGAGCUACAGCGUCAGCUAAAAGCGCCGGGUGCCAGCGAACGCUUUACCAAGGGUCACAAGGUACUGGUAAAGUUCUAUGAUGAGACGGAAAUAAAUGAAUACGAGGUGCCCGAUGCAUUGGCCCGCUACAGCUUGAAGAUGAGCUCACUUUACGGUGAAAUUCUGGCACUCGACAGCGAUGUCGACUAUGUGGCCUAUCUGGCCAGCAUUGCCAGGGUAAAUAAGGAUUAUGUCGCGGACUGGCACAGACACGAAAAAAUCGAAAAGGCCAGAAAAACGGUGAUUAAGAAUAAAAGCGGUGGCGAUGCCAAGUAGCUUCAGUUGCUUCAAAGA